AUUGAUACGUUUAUCCAUUGUGUUUCAUCACCUUCACACCUUAACUCACCUCCUUUACUUACAUAGUCACGUUUAUCAUUCAUCAUUAAUCAAGCACCCUGUGAGGCUAUAUUAUAUAAUUUUCUACUGAUAUUAUAUUGCAUUUUAUUUCUUAUACGUUUAUGCCACCGGUAGGACCUCCAAUUCACUUGAAUCCCAUCAAGCAAAACCUACCUUUACCUAUCCCCGUACCGCGUCAAGAAACCGGCCAGUACUGUGUAUCCAAUAGCUGCAAACACCCUCGUCCCCAUAGCACCACUUACUACCAGCCCAAGGGAACGUUUCGAUUUCCGUCAAUCGGCAUACUGCCGAUUCGAUAAUACCUACUAUUGGCAAUACAACGCCCAAGAGUACAAGCUAGAGGUUCUACGUCAUAACCACACCAUGGCCAACAUCACGUUAAUUGACCCAACCAUCACCUCACAGCAAUCACAAACCUCACCAACAACACAACCGCGAACCAUCUCACAGUCUCGCGCAAAGUCCUCCAGACGGCCACCUAAACACCGACCAGAAGAUAUGUGCCGAGGUCGCGAUGGCCAGACGGCCGAAGGACACACUGUGCGCAAGAACGCUGGUUGCGCCAUUGAUGCGUGUUCAAAGUGUUGUGUGGCGUUCCUUCCACAGGGGAUUUUCUGUGGCAAGCACGAGUCGAUGGCAAAGACUAAAGCUAAGAAACUGAAUAACCAAGCAGCCCAGCCGGUUUUGUCUCAGUCGCCCUUGACUAACAACAAUACAACUCCCAGCGGUGCCGGGACCAAUGCCACUGCGCGUUUAACUCAAGCUGGUCGAAGCUUUUACCGCGAACUCAGUUCACCCGAGUAUGCCAAGUUCCGAAGCAUCUCAAUCCAGAAACAAGCCGAAGAACGUCUCCUUCAAGACCGAAUGAAAAUUGCCUGAAAGAAUGUAUCCAUGUUUGUUUGGUCUUCUCUCGACAAGGACCAUACUUCCAAGUGUAGUUUUUGGCGAGUACCUGCCCCUCAAUGGCCAUUGUUGGCACUUCAGGAAAGCAAAGUCUUCACCGCGCUUGUGAAAAAUCAGCUUGGAGAAGACUGGAAUGGCACGUUCCAAGUUUGGAACAUAGAAGAACAACUAUGGAUGAACAUUCAGGAAACCACCGUGGAAUUAUAUCAGGAAGAUCAUCGUAAAAUCCUUAUAAUAUUUCCUGGUAUCUCCACUUACCAAUGCAAAGACCUUGAUCGCCACAAAGCCUCUAUUGACCAAAUGUCCGAUCACACUGCAAUGGACAUCUCGCGAUUCAUCACCCACCCCUCAAAUCAUCACACACCACCUUCCGUCCCAUCAAUGACAGGAUUAUUGUCAUCCACUGGAGCCAAUACGCGUGGACCUGGAUCGAAUACCAAUCCACUGGUGCUUGACACUCCGCCUGCUAAUAACGACACACCUAAUCCACCAAACUUUAACAGCCCUGAUACACCACCGUCUCCUAAUUCAUCACUUCCUGCACCUGAGGAAGCACUCACUCCAGUUGUGAACGGCGCUUGGCCGGAUGGCGUAAGAAUGACCCAAAUGUUGCGAUUUUUAGAACUCACUACAGGUCCCGAACCGUUACGUAUCAAACAAGGUUGGGAGCGGGUUUUUGGCAGCAGAUACACGUAUAUGGCUUCUACUGUUUCGCAUUACAGAAGAUGGUUAUCAACCAUAGGUCAUCAGGAAUUGUCUGCAUAUGUUGAAAGAGGUGGUCAUCGCAGUGUUAAGGAAGGUAAAGUGUUCUUUUGCGAGGCAUGGAAGCAACUUGAUCGCCGUAUUACCAGUAGCUCUCGUCGAUCAAAGCGUUGUUGAUUAGUUAUCACUUAUUUUCUUCACAUUCACUUUCUACCUUUCUCCUCUUGAUGCUUCACAUACUAUCGUUAAUCAUGUUGUCCAAAUUAUUAAGCCUACUUCCACUCAUAUUCAGUCUAUUUUUCAUUUAUUAUUGUAUAUAUUCCAUUGUAUAUAUUGUAUGUACAAAUUUUGACCAAUGUGCAUAAUUGUCAAAUAUUUCAGUAAUUUUAAUAAAGACUUUGGCCCUGUCCGUAACAUAUGAGGAUAUCAUUCUAAUAAACGUC
This is a messenger RNA of Melampsora larici-populina 98AG31, 2108 nucleotides long. RefSeq lists its product as uncharacterized. The record is from RefSeq and is a predicted model, not a curated record. The transcript has 5 exons. The coding region runs from base 952 to 1842 and encodes 296 amino acids. NCBI's taxonomy places the organism in Eukaryota, Fungi, Basidiomycota, Pucciniomycetes, Pucciniales, Melampsoraceae.